Messenger RNA from Haliotis rufescens (red abalone), 3967 nucleotides. Its product is annotated as tumor necrosis factor receptor superfamily member 13B-like. The record is from RefSeq and is a predicted model, not a curated record. The coding region runs from base 48 to 989 and encodes 313 amino acids. Lineage: Eukaryota; Metazoa; Mollusca; Gastropoda; Lepetellida; Haliotidae. The transcript has 4 exons.
GUAUCAAGCAUGUGACUCCCAUUCAAGUUCAGAUCACUCGUGUUUACAUGCUUAUUACAACUGUCAAACAGCGUUCGGAAGAGAACACAGCGUAUGUAUUGAGCAUGGACGUCAGAUUUCUUCACAGGCUCUGCUUGAUCUUGUGUUAUCUCAUCGUACAACUGUCCUCGGUUAUUGCGGAAUGUCCAGUUGAUAGUAUUUGGAGUAACCACGCACGGGAGUGUGUAUCUUGUGUUGAUGUCUGCGCCCUCGCACGUGGAUCGGGUUGUCUCAGUCGGUGUCUGGGGACAUCAUCGGCGUCUGAUACCUCGGGAUUGACUAAGGUUCGUCGUGAUGUUUUCGGUCAGAAAUGCAUCAACGUCGCAUGCCUGGACUUCUCCUACUGCGACCCCGGGGUAGGGGAGUGCACGCCCUGCGACCAGCUGUGCGACCACCACCGCAUCCAGGGUACAACGGAACAAUGUCGACACAAGUGCCCAAAGUACUUCAACCGUAUGGAACGUGUGACAACAGAAGCUCCACGCACUGAUGUUCUACGUCGCAGCACCUCCGUGGAGCCUGGAGACACCAGUACGCUUCCUGAUGACCGGCAACAGGACAAUAACCACAACGUGGCUUCAAGCGACGUGUUCACCCUUGGCGUCGUGACGAUUGUAGUUCUGAUCAGUCUGACGGGUAUUGCGGUACUGCUGUGGAAGGGAAAGUAUCUGGCCAAGAUGUGUCGCCCAACCUCACAGCCAGAAGAACAGAAGUCAUCUCUACCUUGCUCGCAGGAAGGGGAAGGCGAUCUCAUCAAUUCUCGAACUCCACUCACUGCACCACGUGGUCCUAUUGCCCAGGAAAAGAACUUCCCGAGUGCAGAAAGUGGACAUCAAUCAGACCACACCCUAGACCUGAGGGUGGAGAUGGGCCAUCCCGAGAUAUGCAUCCCUUAUACCGAGGUGGACGGCCCCGGCACACAAUCUACUGCACGCAAAACGCUGUGUUGAUGAUCGGCUUGUGUUUUAGCUUCAAUAUGUUCAUGUAGCUGUGUCGUCAGAAACAUCCUUGUAUCAUGUCAAAUGUGCUGUCAACUACACACAAGGUAUGCAUGGUUACCCCCUAGAGAUUUGAUCAUUCCACAAUCUCCAAAAUGUUUUCGCCGAUCUAUUAGUUAUGUUUUCAUGCUAAUUUGGGGUAAAAUUGAAUUUUGGAUUCAAAGAGAAAAAGGGUCAAACGUCUAAAAAAAAUUUCACUUUUAGAAGUCACAUUUUAUGAUUCAUCUCAAUGUAAUUUCAUUUUCUAUCUUUGAGAAUGGCCCAGUGAAGAUCGGUUGCCACCGACAGGUCGGGUAGGGUCCUGACUUGGUUGAUGCAUGUCAUCGUUUCCCAUUUGCGUAGAUCGAUGCUCAUUAUGUCAAUCACUGGAUUGUCUGGUCCAGACUCGACACAAGAACGCUGUGUUAUAGUUGUAAUAUUGUAAAGUGUGUUUUAAACCAACAAAACAUUGAGAUUGGUAUUGAGAUUAUAGCGAGUGAGUAGCAAUACUCCAGCAAUAUCACGGGAAAUGGGCUUCACACAUUGUACCCAUGUGGGGAUUCGAACCCGGGACUUCGGCGUGACGAGCGAACGCUUUAACCACUAGGCUACCCCACCGCCCCGUGAGAAGUUAUACAUAGAUAGAUAUAUAUAUAUAGGUCAGUCUGUUUGUUGUUCUUUUACCCUACUUUCAUUUGGACAUCUUCACCAAAUACCUUAUUUACCAAUAUUUUUGUGAAAACCUAGCUUAUUUUUUUAACAAAUGUGGUAUAUUUGUCCCAUCACUUAAUUACUUGAUUCUUUGCUGUCUCGAAAAUAUAUGUACAUAUAUGUAUAUAAUGUUGCAUAUUUUAGCUUUUUAGCUUAUAGCCAUUGAAUAUUUGUAUUUGUGUAUUGUAUGAUCGAAGUACUUAUUGUACAACUAUAAUCAUUUUUGCAAAUGUAUUUCAUUAUAUAUAUAGGUCAGUCAGAAGCUACCUGUUUGUCUGUUUUAAGAGUACCCCAACUGUCAUAUCGACAUUUUUACCAAAAACGAAACGCAUGUUUUUGGUAAAGUUUUAAGUUUUGUUAAAACACUUAAAACAUCCAUCGGGCAUAUUUUUUUACCCCCUACGGUGUAUACCAGUAUGUUCCUUCACUCAGUUGUUUGCUGUCUACACGAACAGUUCUGUAUAGUUUGUUUUUUAUAUAAAGUUGUAUUUUUAGCUUAAUUAGCUAAAUGCUAUGGAUAUUUAUUCAAUAAGAUUUAGUUAGAUUUAGAUUAAUGUGCAUUAUCAUACAUUAUGUGGGAGCUUUGCAUCUAGUAUUUCGCGAAAACGUCGCUCUUGACUGACAUUCAGAAUGCUCAAUUUUAGACUUUUUCCACUGUUUAAAUGAAUGAAUAGGGCAUUUGAGUGUACCCUCCCCCGAAUCAUAUCGAUUACUUUCCAGGAACAAGUCAUGUCUGUAUCAAAAGAUUAAACGUUAAGCCAUACUAGAGAUAGGAGAUCGAAGAAAUCGUAUUUUGUGGUGUACUGACUUGUGAUGUUCUUCUCAUAUCAGGGUUAUUCAGAAAAAAACAUGUAGGAUGUUCCUUAAUGACACGGUGAUACCCAUACUGGGCCCCGUCCCUCAAAGUGAUCUUAGCGCUACGAUGAUCGUAAACCUAUGUUAAAGUAUGGGACUUACGAUCGCCUUAGUGCUAAGAUCGCUUUGGAGAACGGGGCCUAGGGCAUUAAGAUGGCAUGACCCGACACGUAAAAGGAAGAUAUACAAUGGUUAAAGGAUACCGGAGUAUCAUUGCGGAGGUUAAUGACAGUAGAGUAUUGUUUAUAUAAGUAGCCCGACAAUACGGGUGAUGUCAGUAUUGCAGCACCCAGGGGUAUACAGUUUACAUCUCUGAUGCCCCUUCUACCACUGCCACGAGCUUGAACCUUAUACCUAUACGUCUCAUAUGUAUACCUAUACAUCUCAUAUGUAUACCUAUACGUCUCAUAUGUAUACCUAUACAUCUCAUAUGGUGCUGAUGCAAUGUUUCUACUCUGCUUACAUAUUUAUUUAUAAUUUAUUUUUGUAGACCGUUUGUAUUUGCGUGUUUCAGCGUUUACCGUUUGUUACAAAGUAAAUAGAACAAUAGCAGUGAGAUGAUUAACAGGAUGCGUGCGCGCACGUGUGUGUUGGUGUGGACGUGGGUGUGUUAGUGAGGUAUCUGUUGUGUGCGUGCGUGAUUGCGUGUGCGUUGGUAUGGACGUUGAUCGGGAUCAUUGUCAAAGACACAUUACUAAGAAUAUGAAAUAGCACACUGUAUAUAUUAAGGGACAUUAACCCGAUUAUGUAUAUUGUUAAAGAUGGCUGUUCAGUUUUGCCAUGUGUCUGGGGUGUUGUAUGUCAUUGACUUUGUAUUUAUUAAUUGUUCUCAAAGCACUGUGGUUUUAGUAGCCAAAUAGUUUCUCCACUGAGUAUAACUUAGGAUUGAGAAGGCGAUGUCUGUUACCACCUGGCUAUUACAAAGCUGCCGCUAUUAUGACAAAUGUCACAACACCGUUAUCACAAUAUUGGAAGCAUCCCAUCAGAUGACAUAGCCUCGUCCAUCAUAUAACAUCAUUGAGACGUUAUUGGGAGAUGCGGUCGAUAACAUUACUACAUGUCACUUACAUUCCUUGUUUGAAAAAUCAAAUUCCUGGUUAUGCAGUAUUAUUAUUAUUACCAUGUGCAAGUGUAUGCUCAAAGGUAAGAUACAGUAUCCACUUUGAGGGGAGUUUUUUUUAUGGGGGCGUGUGUGUCAAGGCGGCACGGCACCAGGCGCUAUCAGAUCUGAAGAUCAACUUAACAUUUUAUAAAAUGAUUAAGUGUAAAGUGUAGUUGCUGUGUAUAGAUUAAACCUGAAGCCAGAUAUAGUAUUAUAUAAGAACCGUUCAAAACUAUUUUGUCAGUGCACGUGUAAUAUCAAGUAAUAAACUGUUCACUCGGUA